This is a messenger RNA of Centrocercus urophasianus (Greater sage-grouse), 2612 nucleotides long. RefSeq names its product C1q and TNF related 2 (gene C1QTNF2). Gene Ontology annotation, molecular function: protein binding. The coding region runs from base 243 to 1097 and encodes 284 amino acids. NCBI's taxonomy places the organism in Eukaryota, Metazoa, Chordata, Aves, Galliformes, Phasianidae. The transcript has 3 exons. The record is from RefSeq and is a predicted model, not a curated record.
GCCAAAACGUAGAGCUGCAGCGGGAAGCCAGCAAUACAUGCAAAACAGGGAAAAACAUUAAUAGAAAAGAAAGACGCACCAAGUCAGAACCACAGAGCACACUUGGAAGGACGCAGUGGCAGGAGAACGGGGUUUGUGCUCCAUGAUGUGACAGCAAUCUGCAGCAAAACAUCUGCUGCAAGCUGAGCGGAAUCCCAGCGCCUGUCAAGACCUCCCUGAAGAGAUUAAGCCUGGGCUGUGCCAUGAUUUCUGCCGUCCUCCUCCUCUGGACUGUGCCCUGCGUGGCCAACCACAUCCUCGGGGGCUUUGCCAAGGCAGCGCUGCAGGAAGGCCCCCAGCUGACGUGCAGCCUGCCGGGUCCCCCCGGGCCUCCCGGCCCUCCUGGUGCACCUGGGACUCCGGGGACAGUUGGCAGGAUGGGCUUCCCAGGGAAAGAUGGCAAGGACGGCAAGGAUGGGGACAAAGGCGAUCACGGUGAUGAAGGUCCACAGGGCAGAACAGGAAACCCAGGCAAGCCGGGACCAAAGGGGAAAGCAGGAGCCAUUGGCAAGGCAGGCCCACGAGGACCAAAGGGUUUAAAGGGUAAUCCUGGAAAAAACGGAGCACCAGGAAAGAAAGGACCCAAAGGGAACAAAGGUGAGACUGGGAUGCCAGGACCCUGCACCUGCAAUGCCAACAAAGCCAAAUCUGCCUUCUCUGUAGCAGUCUCUAAGAGCUACCCAAGAGAAAGGCUCCCCAUCAAAUUUGACAGGAUCCUGAUGAAUGAGGGAGGACAUUACAAUGCUUCCAGUGGGAAAUUCAUAUGCAGCAUCCCAGGUAUUUACUACUUCACUUAUGAUAUCACUUUGGCCAACAAACAUUUGGCCAUCGGCUUGGUCCACAACGGGCAGUACCGGAUCAAGACUUUCGACGCCAAUACUGGGAACCACGACGUUGCCUCUGGAUCAACCAUUCUCUCUCUGAAGCAAGAGGACGAGGUGUGGCUGCAGAUCUUUUACUCUGAACAAAAUGGGCUCUUUUAUGAUCCCUACUGGACAGACAGCUUAUUUACUGGCUUCCUGAUCUACCCUGACCAAGAUUAUCUCAAUGAAAUAUAGAGUGAGAAACAAAUAAGAAACGGAUGCAACUUCAGUCUACCAAAAUGUAGCCUGCACAUGGACAUGUGUGAUAUUAUUUCACUUUUUUGGCACUAACAGCCCAUAUUGGCAAUACAGAUAUUUACUUGAUGUCUCCAACUAGUCCAUGAAGUAUAUCAUGAUCUUUAGGACCUACCUUUAAGUGACCUCAUGACUGUGUAAUCCUGGAAGCCAGCCGCUAUGUUUUCCUACUGUUCAAACAUACCACAGACACGUAACUCAAAAUACUGAUGCAGAAUGUUUUGAUUUUAUAUUAUUGUAAUGCAUAGAGACCAAAAACCAUUUCCAGAAAACUGAGCUUAUAAGUGCCAUUGAUGUUGGAGAUUAUAUCAGUGCCCCUCCUUCUGCCACCCUCAAUAAUAAUAAUAAUAAUAAAACUUACUACACUUUACCAGCUACUUACAAGUCAGGAAAUUAUCAGCUGCCGUUACAAAAGUACCAGCAACCUUCAGCCUCAUCAAAGCAGUACUAAUAAGCAACGGCAUCCGGUUUAAAUAGGACACAAAGAAAAGAGCUCAUUUAAGGCUAAAGGUAAAACUUCUGCUAAGACACACGCUGUCGAAUCGAGCUCUGCUGGUGUUGCUCAGAGUUCAGCCACAACAAAGCAGUGCUGAGUAUUGCAUCUGCUUUCAGAUGAGCGUCAAAAAGCUGUGAUCAGAACCUGACAUUGGCUGUGCAAGCCCAAUACCUGCCAGCCUCUGGUCCAUGGUGGAGAGCAACACUGCAGAUAAGACUCAGUUUUUAGAGAGAAAGCGUGAACCUUCACUCCAGAAACAGGUGCAUCAAAUCCCACUCCUCCAUCCCUGCCAGCUUUUGCUGAAAGGAAAUACUCAUGGUGCUGCUGAGGUGCUCCUCACAGGCUUAAUGCUGCAGAUAGACUCUGUCUUAAUGACGUGCUUUGCUUUUUUGGUUUUGUAUGUCAAAUGUUACAGAUGAUCCAAUCUUAACAUAGUGGUUCUAAACUGUACAAAAAAGAAAAACAAGGCAGAAAAGGCCAGAGGUGAGCUUUUUGGUCUUGCUAUGAUGAGCUUUGCAUUUUUGUCCAUUUCAACCAGCAGCCGUACAGGGAUAUGCUCCCAAAUGGAGCAUUAUAAUCACAGCAAAGAGCUCUCCAGCUGUAUGGCUGCUCAGCCAGUUGCCUUGCCCCAGUGUGUGCAGCUGCUCACUACCAGAAGUCAGUCUGCGGUCAGAGGGAAGGAGUUUUCCUCAAUAUCUGACACAUCUGCUUGGUUCCCACAGUCAUAUUUCUUGUAUUCUCUACUGCAACACAAAAACUUGUAUCAAUUUCCAGUUCUUCUCAUUUGCACAUUUAGACGUUGAGCCCAGAAGAACAAAUUAAGAAAGAACAAAUUAAGAUAUAUAUAUAUUAACCUUACUUCUACAAGUCAUUGUAUUUGCAUGAUUUUGUGAACAACUUUGAAUGUGUUAUAUUUUACAAAAACCUUUUCAAAUACUUUUUUUUUUUUUUUAAUAAAG